Pipistrellus nathusii (Nathusius's pipistrelle) is the source of this 2106-nucleotide messenger RNA. The record is from the annotation of a GenBank genome assembly. Lineage: Eukaryota; Metazoa; Chordata; Mammalia; Chiroptera; Vespertilionidae.
AUGCCGGAGCCGCGCGGGACGUCUCCUCUGCGGGUGAACGCGGCGUUCGCCGCGCGGUACAGCCGCUACCGGGAACGUGAGGAGCUGCAGCGGCUGAAAGAUCGCUACCGGGACCGAGACGGCGACGACUCCAGCUCCGAGUCCGACUCGAGCGACGAGCGCGUGGAAUUUGACCCCCAGCAGGAGAGAGACUUUUACAGGACUCUCUCCUUGUUGAAGAAGAAGGAUCCCCGGAUUUACCAGGAAGAUGCCACCUUCUACCAGAGAACAGCAACCUCCUCGGAAAGCGAGGAGGAGCUGGCAGCUGAGAAGCAAAAGAAGACGCGGCCCAUGUACCUGAAGGACUAUGAGCGGAAGGUUAUCUUGGAGAAAGAAGGCAAAUAUGUCGACGAGGAGAAUUCAGACGGGGAGACCUCCAAUCAGAGACUCCAGCAGGUCUCGUCGAAAAGUUACGUGGAAGAACAGAAACAGCUCAAGGAAAGCUUCCGAGCAUUCGUGGAGGACAGUGAAGAUGAGGAUAGUGCCGGGGAAGGUGGCUCCGGGUUGCUCCAGAAACGCACUAAAACCAAGGAGGAGAAGGCCCAGGAGGAUGCUGACUAUAUUGAAUGGCUGAAGGGGCAGAGGGAGAUUCAGAACCCGGAGGCCCUGAGAGAACUGACUCACCUCAAGGAAUAUUGGAAUAACCCAGAGCUGGACGAAGGGGAGCAGUUCCUACGGGAUUAUAUCCUCAACAAGCGAUAUGAGGAAGAGGGAGAUGAGGAGGAAGAGGAGGAGGAGGAAGAGGAGAAAGGGGUGCCAGGGGCCCAGCUCUCCAUAGAUGACUCCUCUGACGAGGGGGAGCUGUUUCUGAAGAAGCAGGAGGACUUCGAGCACAAGUACAAUUUCCGCUUUGAGGAGCCCGACUCGGCCUUGGUCAAGACCUACCCUCGGAGCAUCGCGUCCUCUGUGCGCCGCAAGGACGAGCGAAGGAAGGAGAAAAGGGAGGAGAUCAGGGAGCGGAAGAGGAGGGAGAAGGCGAAAAAGCAGGAAGAACUCAAGCAGCUGAAGAACCUGAAGAGGAAGGAGAUUCUGGCCAAGCUGGAGAAGCUGCGGCAGGUCACGGGCAAUGAGACGGUGGGCUUUGAGGAACAGGACCUCGAGGACGACUUCGACCCCACCCGGCACGACCAGCUCAUGCAGAAAUGCUUCGGGGACGAGUACUACGGCACAGUGGAGGAGGAGAAGCCACACUUUGAGGAGGAGGAAGGGUUCGAAGAUCACUGGAACUGGGACACAUGGACUGGGCCGGAGCAGGGUGAAGAUUGGAGCCAGCAGGAGCUGCACUGCGAGGACCCGGACUUCAAUAUGGAUGCUGACUACGACCCCAGCCAGCCGCAGAAGAAGCAGCGUGAGGCCCCCUUAACGGGCAAGAAGAAGCGCAAGUCACACUUUGCUGCAGCUGUGGGGCAGGAAAAACCUGUGUUCAACCCCAGGGACAAGACGUUUGAGGAGUACCUGGACGAGUACUACCGGCUGGACUACGAGGACAUCAUCGAUGACCUGCCCUGUCGCUUCAAGUACCGCACCGUGGUGCCCUGUGACUUCGGGCUCAGCACAGAGGAGAUCCUCGCUGCUGACGACAAGGAGCUGAACCGGUGGUGCUCCCUGAAGAAGACCUGCAUGUAUAGGUCGGAGCAGGAGGAGCUGCAGGACAAGAAGGCAUACAGCCAGAAGGCCCAGAACUCAUGGAAAAAGAGGCAGAUCUUCAAGUCGCUCUGCCCAGAGGAGAAAGAGAUGCCCACGGAAGCCACAGGGAAGCCACAGAGGGACAAAGCCGGCCCACAGGGGCAGCUGCUGGCAUCUGAUGGGGUCUGCGGGAAGCGGCCCCAGCCUGAGAGCCCCCUGACACAGAAAGAGGCCCCUCCUGUGUCACCCACUGAGAAGCCACCCCUCCAGGGGCGGAGGAGGGCCAAGAGGGCUCGACUCCUGGGCCCCACAGUGACACUUGGAGGACAGGAGUUCAGCCGCCAGAGACUGCAGGCCUUCGGCCUCAAUCCAAAGAGGCUGCACUUCCGCAUGCUGGCCCGGAAGAGGAGGAAGCAGCAGGGGCUCAAGAGCUGCCCCUGA